Molecule: messenger RNA, 651 nt
Organism: Williopsis jadinii
Lineage: Eukaryota; Fungi; Ascomycota; Saccharomycetes; Phaffomycetales; Wickerhamomycetaceae
Gene: SKP1
Product: SCF ubiquitin ligase subunit SKP1
Exons: 1
Coding region: 160-651 (163 amino acids)
Biological process (GO): mitotic cell cycle; SCF-dependent proteasomal ubiquitin-dependent protein catabolic process
Cellular component (GO): nucleus; cytoplasm
Molecular function (GO): cullin family protein binding
Source: RefSeq, a predicted model, not a curated record
GCCUAGCGGUCCCCCGCCAGCCCAGCAGCGAGCCACUUUCGCGGGCCCUCACAGCCUGAAGGGUUGUGGAUUGCGGCAAAUUUACACAGAGAACACAGCUAUAACAGCACCUCCAGCACACAACACACAGCCAAAAGCCUACAAGCCCGCCAGCAAACAAUGUCGAUUUCCAUCAUCUCAUCAGACGGAGAGCCUUUCAAAGUGGAGCGCAAAGUCGCAGAGCGCAGUGUCCUCAUCAAGAACAUGUUGGGGGACCUGGGCAACGACGAUGACGACGACGACGAGAGCUUUGAGGUGCCAAUUCCAAACGUUAGAGGCUCAGUGCUGCAGAAGAUACUGGAGUGGUGUGAGCACCACAAGGACACAGCGUUCCCAGACGACGAGGACGACGACUCCAGAAAGAGCGCCCCAGUGGAGGAGUGGGAUCGUGAGUUCCUCAGGGUCGACCAGGAGAUGCUGUACGAGAUCAUCUUGGGCGCAAACUACCUGAACAUCAGACCGCUGUUGGACGCCGGUUGCAAGGUUGUUGCUGAGAUGAUCAGGGGCAAGACACCUGAGGAGAUCCGUAGAACGUUUAAUAUCGUCAACGACUUCUCCCCAGAGGAAGAGGCUGCGAUCAAAAGAGAAAACGAGUGGGCUGAAGACCGUUGA